Cuscuta europaea is the source of this 2916-nucleotide messenger RNA. Lineage: Eukaryota; Viridiplantae; Streptophyta; Magnoliopsida; Solanales; Convolvulaceae. The record is from the annotation of a GenBank genome assembly.
AAAUUGUAGGGCUCAUUUUUUUGAAAUGGAAUGUGAUUUUGACCAUGUGGCUGCUCUACUAAGUAUUGGCACUACUAUCAAAAAUGGAUCUAAACCUUUUAAGUUUUUUAACAUGUGGAUGAAACAUGACCAAUUUCUUGGUAUUUUAGAGGAUGUUUGGAAUAGGAAUGUUGGGGGGAAGGCUCAAUUUCGUUUGUCCCGUAAACUCAAGCUCCUAAAACAGCCCCUAAAACAAAUAAAUGUCAAUGAAUUUAGCCAUAUCUCGGUAAGAGCAAAGGAAUCUAAGAAGGAGUAUCAAAGAGUUUAUCAAUUAGCUCUUUUGGACCCCCAUGAUGAUGCUCUUAAAGAGGAGAUGGAGGUUGCUAAGAAAAGAGCCUUAUUUCUUAAGGAGGCCGAGGAAGCCUAUCUCAAACAAUAGCAAUACCAAGAAAUUGCUAUUCAUCUUAUGCAAUCGGAUAGAUGUACUAAGUAUUUUCACUCAAUUGUUAAAAAGAGGCAAGCCAAAAACUCAAUUGCUUCCAUUCGACUUCAAGAUGGGACUCUUACCCAAUCUAUGGACCAAGUAGCAAAGGAGUUUAUUAGUUUUUUCAAAGGUCUUUUUGGUACUGUCGUACCUUCUCUUGAUUUUGAUCCUAAUAUCUUGGCUUCGGGUAACACCAUAGACCAAUCUCUCUUUGAUAGCUUGAUUAGUCCUGUGACUGAUUUAGAAAUCAAAGAAGCACUUUUUGAUAUUGGGAAUGACAAAGCCCCUGGACCGGAUGGAUAUUCAUUAGCUUUCUUCAAAUCAAAUUGGGGGAAAGUGGGUGAGGAUGUGUGUGCUGCUGUCAAGGAGUUCUUUGACUCUGAUAAUAUGCUUAAACAGGUUAACCACACAAUCGUAGCUCUUAUUCCUAAGACUACUCAUUCUCCAUCUGUUUCUGACUUUAGACCCAUUUCUUGUACCAAUGUGACUUAUAAGAUCAUUACCAAGAUUUUAGCAUCUAGAUUGGGACCAUGUCUUUCUAGUGUAGUUCAUCCAUCACAGGGGGCUUUCGUUGAUGGAAGACUAAUGACUGAUAACAUCUUCCUUGCACAAGAAUUGGUGAGGGGAUACGCUAGAAAGAGGGUUUCUCCUAGGUGCAUGAUUAAGGUGGAUAUUAGGAAAGCAUAUGAUACUAUUUCUUGGGCUUUCCUUGAAAAGGUCUUAAGGGGCAUAGGGUUGCCUAACGUUUUUGUCAAUUGGAUAAUGGAGUGUGUCUCUACCUCUUCCUUCUCAAUAUCUAUAAAUGGCAUCUUACAUGGUUGGUUUGAAGGAAAGAGAGGCUUGAGACAAGGUGACCUCAUGUCCCCUAUGUUGUUUGUUCUAUGUUUGGAAUAUUUCUCCCGGAUGUUAGCUAUUAGGACCUCAAAUCCUAGCUUUAACUAUCAUCCUUUAUGUUCCAAACUAAAAAUCUCACAUUUGGCUUAUGCCGAUGAUUUAAUGCUUUUUUUCAAAGGGGAACCCAAGUCUAUUAAGAUUCUAGUUGAUGCUUUAAAUGAUUUUGGGAGGGUCUCGGGUUUAUUGGUCAAUCAAGACAAAUCAAAUAUCUUUGUGGGGGGAAAUAUUGAGCACAAACUGCCAUUCAUAUUACAAAUGGUUGACUUCCAACAAGGAUCUUUUCCGGUAAGGUAUCUUGGCAUUCCAUUGGCCCCUUUAAAGAUUUCUGUGGCCCAAUUCUCUCCUUUGAUAGAUACGGUUACAGAUUAUUUCAAUGCAUGGAAUACCAAAUCCUUAUCAUAUGCGGGGAAAGUUGAGUUGAUUAAGUCAGUUAUCCAAGGGGUGCAAUCCUUUUGGCUGGGCAUUUUUCCAGUCCCUAAAACAAUUUUGGAUAGAAUUGUUAGUCUUUGUAGAAUCUUUCUAUGGGGGGGAAAACAUGCUAAGGUGGCUUGGGAAGAUGUGUGCCUACCUAAAGAGGAAGGGGGUUAGGGAUUAAAGAUACUAAGGUUUGGAAUAAUGCAUUAUUAUCUCGUACACUUUGGAAUAUUCAUGCUAAACAAGAUACCCUUUGGGUAAGAUGGGUAAAUGGGGUCAACCUCCAUGGGAGGGAUGUGUGGACCUUUGUUCCACACAAUAGGGACUCAGAAUUGAUGAAAAGAAUUGCACUGAUCCGAGACUCCAUUGUCUCCAAAUAUCUGUCUAUAACCGAGACUAUCACAAACCUUGGAAAGAUGGUUCACAAUGGUAAGCUCUCCUCUUCCAAGGUAUAUGACCUUCUUAGAAUGAAAGGGACUGCUCAAACAUGGAUGUCUUUUAUAUGGAAGACUUAUAUCCCUCCUAAAUUUUCGUUCAUAAUGUGGCUAGCCUACCGUAAUAGACUACCUACAUAUGACAACAUGGUUUAUCUGGAUAUUGUUAAUAUUUGUCCGUUUUGUAAGGGUGGUCCGGAGACGGUACCACACCUAUUUUUUGAAUGCUCUUGUACAGGGCAGGUUUGGAAGGAUAUUAAAGCAUGGGUGGGGAUUUCAAGGCAAAUGUCAUCUUUGAGGAGCGCGGUGAAAUGGAUCCAAAGAGAUUGCAAAGGAGCACAUAUUAGAGCAAAAGCUACGAGGAUAGCGUUUAGCUACACAAUCUACUGGAUAUGGAGAAUUCGUAAUGCAAUCCGUUUUGAUGGAGCCACUCUAAAGAUGGAUGAGAUGGUCGCACAAAUCAAAUAUAUGGUGUACAAAGUGCUAUACUCACUAUACCCGUACCAUAUGAUCCCUUUUUGAAUCAUAAACUAGCCUCGUUUUUUGCCUCUUUUUUGUCAUGAGUUGAUGGCUGUUUUUGCUAGAUGAUGGACUUUAGAUAUUAAGCUUUGGAAUCUUUGGAUGUAUAGGGUAUCCAUACUUGGAUAUGCCUCCAAUUUUGCUCAUACGAUGUACAUAACUCUCGUUACUAUCUAUAUAUUUACAUUUUCC